UAGAGUCGGGGAACAUGGCAGACGAGGAGGACUCGGUGCCGGGCCCUGACGCCGCCUGUCCCCCGGGGAGCCCUCUCCCUGGGCGGCCUCACUCUGUCUUCUUCUCCGAGAGUGUGCAGCCGGCCGUCGGGAUGGUGAGCCAGCUUUUAACCCAGCCGUCCUCGCUGAAGUUUGAUAAAAACAUCAAACAGGCCUUCUACAACACCGGGGCGAUGAUCUUUGUGGCGAUAUGCUGCGGAGCUACUGUGCUGGUCUACUUCAUCCUGGAGGCUUUCCUCCGGCCGCUGCUGUGGGCCGUUCUCUGCGGGACCUUCCUACACCCCUUCAAGCACUCCCUGGCUCGGCUCGGCCGCUCCUGGCUCAGCGGCCUGCAGGAGACCGGUACGCCCAUCGUGAUGGGGACCCUGCUGAUCCCGGUGUGGUGUGUGAAUUACGUGGUGGAGGCGAUGGGCAGGCUGGUGCUGCAGAGGCUCACGGUGCUGCUGGUGAUCGGGGCCGGGGCGCCGCUGGUUUACUUCCUCUACCUGUUCUGGAGCGUCAUCGGCAUGCAAGUGAUCAUCGGACACGUCUGUGCGGUCAUCGGGGCCGCGCUGGACUGUUUCCACUCUGUGUGGGUGUGUCCCGUGGUGUUUGGCUACUUUUUGGCUGUUUGUUUGAAGUGGAGUCCCAACACUGAGCACUACCUCAGGGCCGUGGCUCUCCCUGUCUGGGCCGUCCUGCUCUUUUACAUUGUGUCUCUGACCGGCUCAUGGAGGGUGCCCAUAUUUGUGGUUGUGGUUGCACUCAUCAUCGUCGGCUCCCAAGAGAAACCACCUGUCCCUGGCAGAGGAGAACUGUCGGGGCAGGUGUUGUCGUUUGCUGCUAACACUAUUUACAUGGCAAUCUCCUGUAGCAACCUUAAAAUAAAAACUGAGCCAGGUGAAGACUGUACUACAGAUGGUGUACACUCUGCGGACUCUCUUCCCUCCACGCCUGGGUUCCCUAGGGGCUCUCGUUCGCUACCAGGCGGCCUCUUCCAGAAAGAGAAGAGCGCCCACAGAGCCAGUGAUAUCUACUUUAUUCUGCUGGUCUGGGCCAUUGUGCUGGUUCAGGUCUGGCUCAACCUCUGGAUCCUACAACUGCUGCCUAUCCCUGUGGCUGUGUGGGUGCUGAAGAAGCUGGUGGUCCACUUUGGCCUGAAGGACUUUGCAGAGCGGACUCUCCUCUCAUGGUGGGCGGUGCUGCAGAGGCAUGGACGUGAGCGGGAGGAGGCCCUGCUGCCUGGACCAAUCAAAGGCUUGGCUCAGUUCCUGCUGCGUGUCGACACUAAGCUCUGGCAUUGGCUUAACAAGCAGAUGAUCGUGUGGCUGGAGCGAUCUCUGGAUAAAAUCAUCAGCAUCUUCAUCAUCUUCCUCCUGGUAACAGGGACCCUGCUCAUGGCUCUGCUGCUCACCGCUAUGGUUCACCAUGAAAGUGUUCACAUGAUUGACGUUACCAGUAACCUAAUCAAUGAGACCGUGUCUAACCAUCCAGAAUGGGCCAAUUGGCUCCCAGAGGCUCGUGUUGUGCAGAAGGCUCUAAAUUCAGCUGCUACCAAUGUUUAUCAACAUGGUAGAGAAUGGAUAACACAAAAACUGCAUAAGAUGUUAGGGGAAAAAGGGAACAACACAGCCGUGAUCGAGAAACAGGUUUUGGAGCUCUGGGACAGACUGUACCACUCGUGGUUUGUGAAGAACACGACCAACACUGGACGCCACCGGGGUCAGAAGCUGAUGGCUCAGAGAGGGAACAGCUGGCUGGUCGACAUCCUGGACUGGAAGGACAUCGCCUCUUUUCUGCAGGAAAAUAUUGAGACUCUGCUGUCUAUCCUGGAGUCUCUGUGGGUGGUAAUGAGCAGAAAUGUUGGCCUCCUCAUCUCCACAACGACCACUCUCCUCUCUGUCCUGUUCCACAGCGGCACGGCUCUGCUCAACUUUGUCCUGAGUCUGGUGAUCUUCCUAACCACUCUCUUCUACCUGCUGAGCUCCAGUGGUGAAUACUACAAACCGGUCAAAUGGGUGAUCAGCCUGACCCCCCUCUCCCAGCCUGGACCCUCCUCAAAUAUCAUAGGCCAGUCUGUAGAAGAGGCCAUCAGAGGAGUGUUUGACGCCUCUCUGAAAAUGGCCGGCUUUUAUGGCCUCUACACUUGGCUAACUCACACCAUCUUUGGCAUCAACAUAGUCUUCAUUCCUUCUGCUCUGGCUGCCACCUUGGGUGCGGUGCCGUUCCUGGGCACCUACUGGGCCGCGGUGCCCGCAGUGUGUGACCUGUGGUUGGUGCAGGGCGAAGGUGUCAAGGCCCUGCUGCUGCUGAUCUGCCAUCUGCUCCCCACAUAUUUUGUAGAUACAGCCAUCUACUCUGACAUAUCAGGAGGGGGACACCCGUACCUGACAGGUCUGGCGGUGGCAGGCGGAGCGUACUAUCUGGGUCUGGAGGGUGCCAUUAUCGGGCCCAUCCUCCUCUGCAUCCUGGUAGUUGCAGCCAACAUCUACAGCGCCAUGCUGAUGAGCCCCAGCUCUGCAGCGCCGACACCGGUGCAUUCCAACUGGCCGCACCACCCUCUCAGGACCAUGACUGACUCCACCCCCUCGAUCCUCAAGAAGAAGGGUGAGUGAGCUUGAGGGUGUCACCCUGUGGAACGUCUUUUGGCUUCCUAUUGGCUGAGUGCUCAGGGGGAAGCACUCCCCUCCCUGAAUCUCCUCCAAACGCCACCCGGCUCUACAGGAGGCCUCGUCAGAGAAGGGAUGGCGCCGUAGCCGCUUGUCUGCCAUGAUGCCGUCUCCUUACCAGAGCUGUUUCUCUGAGCAAUAUGGCACUAGCAGUUCAAUCAAGACCCUUAAAUUACAGAUCAUCCUGAUUCCUAAUUUGGCCCAAUGACAUCACAUUGGGCAUUUACGAUUAUGAAUGACAGCGAUGUUGGUGUUAAUCACAUCACCUCUCGGAUCUCCAGUGCCUAAAUUGAUUUGUAAUGUUUAGAAAUGCCAAAAUAUUUCUGUGCGGUUUGUGGUAAAUUGUACGGUAAUAUAUUUUAUCUACAAAGCCCCUGAUAGCCACCUUCCACACCCGGCUGGGUUUUAAGCUACAGUAUGUGGUUGUGCAGUAUUUGUUCUCCCUACCUCGCUCCUCACGGAGGCUCACCAAGAGUUUGUAAUGACGGCUUGUCAUAGAAGUCCUCACGCCUGGUUCAAGAGAACGAGAUGUUUAAACUUAAGUGUCAUUCACGUUUCAGUGAUAAAAGCUGUGAGUUGCAACACCAAGUCUCAUUUCAACUGUUCCACUGUUUUACUAUCUGUGCAGUUGAAUAACAGCAAAUGUCUGCCUAUAAUUGAUGGUAACUCCUUCAGUGAAUCCGAUUAGACUUCCUGCUUUCAGGGAGUCUGGUCGGAAUGAAAAAGCAUAGAAUAACUGAUUUAUUUCACAUUGGGGUUUUUUUACACACUGAGUGCACGUACACAAAUAAAUGCAACCAAGGUUUUCAUUUUUGACACACUUAGUUGAUCGGUUAGUAUUGAAGCACGUUUACACUCAGAAUAACUUGAUAUUGACAAGUUUGACUGAGUAUUUCUGUGAGCACUUUAGAGUUUGGUCACUGUCCUCCCUGUUACAUGUUGUUUAUCAUAGCUUUGACCUCAAAACCUUAUUUAGAAAUAUCUAUGUUUUCUACUCUCCUCAUCCACUCAUCUACCCCAUACACAAACUACAGUCACAGCACUUUUCUAAACAGAGAGGAUGAAGUAGUUAACAUCAUUUGAAGCUUUAAUAAUUGAGCUGUACAUAUGAAUAGUGUAUUUCAUGCGAAACAUUGAUCAUACAUGGCUACUGUGUUAGCUUUCAGAGGACUGUGAUGUUUUCUGGGUUGGAACAAGCAUUCAUUUACAUGUCAUUCUUUAACUUCUAUUAUAGUUCUCCUUUGGUACUGUUGCAUUGACUGUUUUUUAACACAGGGAUAUGCACUGACACAAUAAACAAUACAUUUAAACUGUA
This is a messenger RNA of Eleginops maclovinus (Patagonian blennie), 4002 nucleotides long. It is a transcript of the gene tmem245, whose product is annotated as transmembrane protein 245. Lineage: Eukaryota; Metazoa; Chordata; Actinopteri; Perciformes; Eleginopidae. The transcript has 18 exons. Bases 15 to 2633 code for a protein of 872 amino acids. The record is from RefSeq and is a predicted model, not a curated record.